GCCGCCGCUUCCGGCCUCCAUUUUACGCGGCGGCAGCGGCCGGAGGCCGAGGCGGUGCCGCGGGUGGAGAGUUCGGCCCGGACGGGUGCGUUCCGGGUGCCGGGUUGUUUCUUCUUCCUUGGGCGUGGUGGACGAGGUUGCGAUCUCCUGUGGCUGCGGUUCCCGGAGUGCCGGCGCGGGGAUGGGUUCCCGCAGCUCCCCCGGGAAGUUCGGCCCCGGCCGCUGAACCCGCCCGGAGCCCCCAGAAGGUUCGCGGGUCGUGUCCCCGGCGAGGAGGAGGAGGAGGAGGAGGAGAUCAGGGCAGGGCCGGCAGGCCCCGCGGGCAGCAUGGACCAGAGCGUGGUGGAGCACCCGGUGACCCUCAUCAUCAAGGCCCCCAACCAGAAAUACACCGACCAGACCAUCAGCUGCUUUCUGGAGUGGACUGUGGGCAAGCUGAAGUCCCACCUCUCCAAGGUGUACCCCAGUAAGCCGUCUACAAAGGAUCAGAGACUGGUGUAUUCUGGCAGACUGCUUCCUGAUCAUCUGCAGCUGAAAGAUGUUCUCAGAAAACAAGAUGAAUAUCAUAUGGUUCACCUGGUAUGUACAUCUCGGACACCCCCAAGUUCUCCAAAGCCCAGCACCAGUAGAGAAGGUCAUGGAGCUUCAACCUCCAGCAGUAGCUCAAAUUCAGACCGUUCUGGAUCAACUGCUGCCUCACCCACAAACCAAGAAGCUGCUUCUACAUCUUUGAACACUAGUGCAGAUGGAGUGAGGCAUCGUAAUCUUCCACAAGCACACAGCAAUCCCAUGCCAAGCCACCAGUUUCCUUAUUUAAUGCAAGGCAACAUAGGCAACCAGUUUCCAGGCCAAGGUGCUCCUGCUGGAUUUUCCAUGUAUCCUGCAUUCAGUCCCUUACAGAUGAUAUGGUGGCAACAGAUGUAUGUACGUCAGUACUACAUGCAAUACCAAGCUGCUGUUUCAGCCCAAGUGACUUCCAGCACUGAGCCAGCGAGAUCUGCAGUUGCCCAGGCUGUAAAUUCAGAACACGCUCCUGCAAAUGAGCCUGCAGCAGUGCCAAAUGUAGCUGUCCAGGACAACAGGCCUGUAAACCAAAAUGUUCAGAUGAAUGCACAGGGUGGCCCAGUAGUGAAUGAAGAGGACUUCAACCGGGACUGGCUGGACUGGAUGUACACGUUCUCUAGAGCAGCAAUUCUUCUGAGCAUUGUAUACUUCUAUUCUUCUUUCAGUCGGUUUGUCAUGGUAAUGGGAGCCAUGCUGCUGGUUUAUUUACACCAAGCUGGAUGGUUUCCCUUUAGGCAAGAGGGAGGCCAACAACAGGCAGCCAAUAAUGCAGAAGUGAACCGUGAUGGGCAACAUGCAAAUAAUCCUGAUCUUGAAGAGAUGGAGCGACUUAUGGAUGAUGGGAUUGAUGAAGACAGCGGAGAAGAUGCAGGUGAAGAUGGCAAUACAGAGCAGCAGCCUGGAUUCAUGGCUUCUGCGUGGUCCUUUAUCACAACCUUCUUCACAUCACUGAUCCCUGAAGGGCCUCCACAGGUUGGCAAUUAAAGUGGAAAAGGAACUGUGUCAGGCAGCCUCAGUAGCCAUAUGUAGAAGUGGAGCAGAUUCUAGAGAGUGUUCUAAAUACAGUGCAAUUUCUGAAAAUUUAUAAUGUUAUCUUUUUGAUCAUGGUGUACAAAAAUGUGUAUUUUUUUUCUUUUGGCUUUCUCAUGCAUUGAAUAUUUUAAGCACAAGUGGACUACUAAAUGCUUUCUUUAAGAUUCUUCUUUUUCUGAAGAAUAAAAUGUAAAGAUAUUGGUCUUCCAUGUUUUGUUUUAAUUUCAAAUGUGUGUUACUCUGAGGCAAAGAGCUUGUAUGUAAUCUGCACCAUUACCUCUUUAAAGAGCUGUUAAAAGUAUGAAUGUUGACAGACCUUUCCAAAUGAUCUCUAUUUACCUGAAUAACUAAUCUUGUGUUUGAUGCAGGGUAUGAAUUCUCCCAUGAGAUUUGGAACUUACAUAAUUCCUGAGAGAAUGCAGUUAACACGAGGGUUACUCGUUAAUGGCAUGCUGUCUUCAUGUCAGAACGUAGUAAGCUUCUUCAUUUAAAAAGCUCAAGCUUUUUCUUGAGACUGUGCUGACACUCAUUAAAGUUGGAGGUAUUUGACAGCUCUUCAAAGACAAUUGGCAGUCAUGGGAUAAACCUUAAAUGUUUGAUACAUACAGUACUUUUUAAGGAGAAUAUAGCUGUGCUGGGGCAAAACAUGUACAUUAGGUUUUUUAAUAAAAACUGUUAUGGUAACUCUUUUGGAUGUUUAUAUGCAUAUUUGAAUGCAAAUGACUAAAUUGUGCCUCCUUAAGGAUGAGGAUAUGAUUAAUUUGAGAGUGUAAUAAAGUUAUCAUGGUGGCAUUACUGACAUCGACCAAAGUGAUGUGUUUGUAGCAGCGUCUAUGCAGUUACGAGUAUGCUCUCAACAGCAGACUAUAGCAGACUAUCUGUAUUCUUUAACUUCAUUAACCUAAUUAAAACUGAGAAAGAAAAUGGUA
Molecule: messenger RNA, 2525 nt
Organism: Camarhynchus parvulus
Lineage: Eukaryota; Metazoa; Chordata; Aves; Passeriformes; Thraupidae
Gene: HERPUD2
Product: HERPUD family member 2
Exons: 8
Coding region: 328-1548 (406 amino acids)
Biological process (GO): endoplasmic reticulum unfolded protein response
Molecular function (GO): protein binding
Source: RefSeq, a predicted model, not a curated record